CCAGACCCCAGAUCCUGCGACGCGAGCCAGGAGUCCGGAGCAUGUGGUUCCCGCUCUCGUGGCCUCUGCCACCACUACGAUGCCAUGGCCGCUGCGCGCGCUGCUCCUGGGGGCCCUCGGCGCCCGGCCGUCGGGCGGCUCCCUGGCGGACGACGUCCUCGACGCGGCGGCGCGGGGGGAUCUGCAGGAGGUCCGGCGGCUGGUGGAGGAUGCAAGGGCUGGUCCUGGGCAAGGCGUCGGGACCUUUUUUUGGGGGAUCGACGUCGUGAAGCACAAGUCAUGACGUGUGGGGUCUGGGGAGCGCGGCGCGGAGCCCGACGCGCGGGACCGGGACGGGUGGCGGCCGGUGCACUACGCGGCCAGCGGGGGGCACCUGCGGGUCGUGAAGUACCUCGUGGAUCGGCGGGGCGCGGAGGCCGAUGCGCGGGACCAGCACGGCGCGCAGGCGGUGCACUACGCGGCAAGCGGGGGGCACCUGCGCGUUGUGAAGCACCUCGUCCAGGAGCCCGGCGCGGAUGCCGAUGCGCGGGACGGAGACGGCCGGCAGCCGCUGCACUACGCGGCGGGGUGGGGCCACGCGCAGGUCGUGAGGUACCUCGUGGAGGCUCGGGGCGCGGAGGUGGACGCUCGGGACCAGGACGGCUGGCAGCCAGUCCACUUUGCGGCAGGAGGGGGCCACUCGCAGGUCAUGGGCUACCUCGUGGGUCAGCGGGGCGCGCAGGCCGACGCGCGGGACAUGGGCGGCUCGCAGCCCGUGCACUGCGCGGCCUGCGGGGGCCACGUUCGGAUCGUGAGGUACCUCGUAGAAGAGCGGGGCGCAGAGGCCGCCGCGCGGGACCUCGACGGCAGGCGGCCCGUGCAUUACGCCGUCGGGUGGGGCCACUUGCAGGUCGCGAAGUACCUCCUGGAAGAGCGGGGUGUGGAGGCGGACGCUCGGGACCGGGACGGUCGGCAACCCGUGUUCUUCGCGGCCAGCAAAGGCCACUUGCAAGUCGUGAAGUACCUCGCGGAGGAGUGGGGCGCGGAGGCCGACGCGCGGGACCGGGACGGCCAGCGUCCAGUGCACUGCGCGGCACAGGAAGGCCACUUGCAAGUCGUGGAGUACCUCGUGGAGGCGCGGGGCGCGGAGGCCGACGCGCGGGACCGGGAAGGCCGGCGUCCAGUGCAUUGCGCGGCAAAGGAAGGCCACCUGCGGGUCGUGGAGUACCUCGUGGAAGGGCGGGGCGCGGAGGCCGACGCGCGGGACCGGGGCGGCUGGAAGCCGCUGCACCAUGCGGCCAAGUCGGGCCACUUGCAGGUCGUGAGGUACCUCGUGGAGGAUCGGGGCGCGGAGGCCGACACGUGGGGCCGGGACGGCUGGCAGCCUGUGCGCUACGCGGCCAGGCUGGGCCACGUGCACUUCGCAAGAGUUGCAGUGUCAGUCGAGUCCAGCGCUUCCUCACAGGCUUCCUAGACGGCAUCGGCUUGCGCAUACUUUGCCGUCAUCAUCAUGGGAACAGCGUCGUACGUUCUGGAUCCUGGCACGUUCGACUUCUAGUCUGGCUGACUCCAGUCCGCCGACCUCAGCUCUGGGUAUCCUCGCAUGCCGGUCGGUUUGCCGUGCGCUUCGUCUCUUGUCUCUCUUGGGGUCGACGCCGAUCGGUUUCUGUUUCCGCCGGUCUCUGGCGCACUCGCCUCUCUUGGGCUCGGCGCUUUGGGCCGUUUUCCUCCAGGGAGGAAAACCCACCCGAACCCGACCAUUUGGCGUUUCCUAAACGGCCCUGGGCGGUUACUGAACACAGCCCGGCCUUGUCUGUAAUAUGACCUUUCGGCCGGCCGAGUGCCCAGCGGCGCGUGGCCCGCAGCACCGCGCGGCCCCCAGUGGCCGCCGUGGCCGUCGGGGCCGUCGUGCGUGGUGUGAGAGUCUGGGAGGGUCGGGUCGGGUCGUCCGGGG
This is a messenger RNA of Prorocentrum cordatum, 1933 nucleotides long. The record is from the annotation of a GenBank genome assembly. NCBI's taxonomy places the organism in Eukaryota, Dinophyceae, Prorocentrales, Prorocentraceae.